AUGCAGGAUCGAACCUAUGAACAUCUCGCUGCUCUUGUAGUCACCAAUCUUGUCCAUCAGCAUGGCUGGACUGAGAUUAAAUCACAUCCGGUCGGCGGCGAAGACUGCACCGCACCUCGGAGACUGAUCAUCACCGGCCUCCCCCAACGAAGACUUUACAUCCACCCCGACGAGCAGGUCGAGGCGCUGGAGGACGGAUAUGCAUCCGAGCAUCAACAUAUACAGGAACCCGAGUUCGAAUGGGUUCUUCCUCUCCACAUCACAGAGUCGGUAACGUUGGGCACAUUCUCAACAUUGUUCGACUCUAUCAGCGUUCUGCCUCGUCCUGUCGAGUCACAUGCCCACCAAGCAAGCCAUGGCGAUACGCGUGACUGGAGAUGCUCAGCACGUCACAAAAGAUGCCUGAUUGCUCUACUGCACGAUGACUCCACCGUGUCGUACUACCUAAUGCAUGACGGCAUUGUUAAACCACGGCAGAACUAA
Messenger RNA from Sodiomyces alkalinus F11, 483 nucleotides. RefSeq lists its product as hypothetical. The transcript has a single exon. Gene Ontology annotation, biological process: tRNA splicing, via endonucleolytic cleavage and ligation; tRNA-type intron splice site recognition and cleavage. Gene Ontology annotation, molecular function: nucleic acid binding. NCBI's taxonomy places the organism in Eukaryota, Fungi, Ascomycota, Sordariomycetes, Glomerellales, Plectosphaerellaceae. The record is from RefSeq and is a predicted model, not a curated record. The coding region runs from base 1 to 483 and encodes 160 amino acids. Gene Ontology annotation, cellular component: tRNA-intron endonuclease complex.